Messenger RNA from Rotaria sordida, 104 nucleotides. NCBI's taxonomy places the organism in Eukaryota, Metazoa, Rotifera, Eurotatoria, Philodinida, Philodinidae. The record is from the annotation of a GenBank genome assembly.
AUGCUUAAAUCGAAAUUUCAACCAAUUCCUGUUCAUGAUAAUGAUGCACAUGAUAUUAUUGAUACUAUCGAGCAAUCAUCGUCAGAACAAACAAUAAUUAUGGA